Sapajus apella (tufted capuchin) is the source of this 14918-nucleotide messenger RNA. It is a transcript of the gene NAV3, whose product is annotated as neuron navigator 3. NCBI's taxonomy places the organism in Eukaryota, Metazoa, Chordata, Mammalia, Primates, Cebidae. The transcript is spliced from 31 exons. The record is from RefSeq and is a predicted model, not a curated record. Gene Ontology annotation, biological process: neurogenesis; nervous system development. The coding region runs from base 6840 to 12431 and encodes 1863 amino acids. Gene Ontology annotation, molecular function: ATP hydrolysis activity; ATP binding; protein binding.
UCCAAACAUAGCACUGAAUGUAGAGAUGGAAAUCUUCAGUUGUUUGUGGUUGCAGUUGUUUCACAGCUGAUACAGAUACUCUGGCAAUGCUACUGUGUUGCUUAGUGACCCUGAAUACAUUAUUUUUUCACUGCAUUAAUGCUAUAUCACAUUUUUUACUGGCAAGUAUUUAUGUAUAAAUAAUUGCAAUAAAAUAAUUGCUUCUUAGCAGCAUAUAAACUCAGUCAGGAAUGAUGACGAUGCCACAAAACCACAGAUUAUCCACACAGGUAACUGAGAUAGAAACACCUUUGAUGUCUGAUGGUUCAAUGCAGACACACUUUGUUUCAUGUACAAAUUUUAAAAAGCGUAUACAAUUACCUUCAGGUUAUGUAUAUAAGGUGUAUAUGAAACAUAGGUGAAUUUUGACUUUGGUCCCAUCCCCAAGAUGUCUCACUAUGUAUAGGCAAAUAUUCCAAAAUCUGAAAAAAUUCAACAUGCAAAACACUUCUGGUCCGAAGCAUUUCUAAUGAGGAAUAUUAAACCUGUAGUAGAAUAACCCUAUAAAAGAAUGAACCUGUCAGAAUUCUAAAACUCAUGAGAUGUUUUCUAUAUUAACGACGCCUCUCUCUCAGAGUCUCCACCCCUUUCUCAGUUCUUGUCUUUCUGAUUUCUGUCCUUGCCACUGCAUUCUGGAUGCUGGUGAAACCACAAAGCACAUAAGCACCUGAAUUUAUUGCUAGUCCCUAGCUCAGAGUGGCCCACAGAAUAUCCCUUCCAUGAUUGUUUGAGACAUGGAAAGAGAGAUGUUGUAGGAAUUGGAAAAAAUAAUUUUGGGCCUCUGCACUGUGAUUAUUUAGCUGUUUGAUUUGCUCCUUGGUUCCCUUUUCUGUGUAGUGACUAUGAUGAUGCUUAAUAAACUCAGAAGAUUGUUGUGAGAUAUGGUGUUAUUCUUCUAUCAGUCUUUUCAGUAAUUAUCACCUGGCAUCCUAUACAUGCCAGGCAUCUCAAAAUUUGAGAAAACAAAGGCGACAAAGAUGUGAGCUCUCCUAUGAAAGAGUAAGAAACAAAUAGAUAAAAUGACACCACAAAUAAGUGAAUAAACAGGCAUGCGGAAACAACUUAAUUGUAAAGAGUCAUGCAGAACUUAAAAGAAGAUCAGACAUGUAUGUUAUAGAAUUCUAAUGAACGAAGAAAUUGUGGAAUAACAUUCUAGGAAGAAACAACUUCAUGAAAGUAAUUUGAAAGAAAUUCUUCUUAGCUUACUAUUUUCAUUAGUUGCUUUUUGUAAAAUUGGGCAUUUCUCUUAAAUUCACUGGGGUUCUGGUAGUUCUCUGAUUUUCUGUAACCCCAACCUUCAAUGCCCUUGUCAUUGUUGAACUUUUAUUGCUUAUGGUUGGUGUAGGGGCCUCAAUGAGGAAUAAUUAUGUCUUGUUCUUCAAGUGAAAUGGCCCUCAUGAUAUAGAAUUCUGAUGAAGUUAGUCUUGGCAGGGUAAGAUGCAGGCUUUAUAAAUUUGUUAAGUCUAUAUAAUUUUGGGAAGCCUGGAAAGAAUACAGAAAAUAAAAUGUACAGUGUCUAGAAAGGGGUUUAGGCGAGUUAGGAGUUCUGUAGCUUAAGCUCUAUUGGUUGGAUAGUAAGCCUACCUGAAAGUCCUGGUGUAGUUUUGUGUGUCCAGUGUCCGUUGCCCCAUCUUCUGAUAAUAGCACCUUGAUUUUCUUUGGGGAUCAUUCUCUGCUCAUGUGAUCCAACUGAAAUUGACCUAAGUGGAGCCAAUCAGAACAAUCUAUUUAUUUAUUGCAGCGACUGUUUGAGGACUGAAUGUGUAACCUGAUUCAGUUUGAUCAGAACAAAUAAGACUCAAUCUCAGGACUUUUCCUGAGGUUGUUAUACAAGAAGUGGUCUCUUUUUCCACUAGACCUACAACUAAUAAAAGGAAAGCUUGGAGCUUCUUACAGUGACCUCCACUCUCAAAUGAAACAAAAACAGAGGAAACAGGACCCAAAUCAGGAGAGACCAAAUUCAUGGUAAUUGUUGGAAAUGUCUGAGCCCCUGAAAAAUCCAUGUCUGAAACUAUUUCUCCUCUACUUUUGAGUUAUGUAAUCCAGAAAAAAAAUCUUGUUGUGCUUAUACAAAUGGGAAAAUCUUCCCUAUUGCAAGAACUACAAGAUGCAUGAUAUAUAAAGAUUUAUCAUAUUUGCCAUACUAUUAAGGAGCAAACUUGAAUGGUUCACAAUGCAGAUGUGUUAGAGGGAUUUGCUAAGUUAGUGGGAGAGCUUAGCUGCUUAAAUUUUCAUCAAUGCAGUAACUCACUUGAUAUUAUGAAAAUAUUGUCUUUGCCAUUAAAUGGUAAUGAAAGUUUAAAAAGAUAAUAAAUUGUGGUUUGAAGAUAAGCAUCAUAAAUGGAUGACACUCAAUAAAGUAGUAAGCAUCAGAAAUGCAUGACACUCAAUAAAGUAGUAUUUUUCAAUUUGGAUAUCUUCGUAAGUCUUCAUGUAUAUCUCCAAUACUUUUAAGUAAAUGACUUCAAUUUGCUUUUGUUCAUUAUGUUCUUUGUGAGGAAGCCUAGUCAUAUUUACCCAAUCUGAUGAUGAUAGCACCAAUAAUUAUUAUAGUCAGGUAAAAUAUAUUACAUAAUUUGUGGCAUUGAGCAAGUAGCUUAUUGCUUCCUGUCUUUCUUCUAAGAUUCAUAUGAUGACUUCAAUAUUACAGUGCUGGCUGAAUUAAUGGUACAGAUUUUACUGCUUUGGCUUGAGUUUUGGUCUCACAUUCAUUGACAGAAAGAAUUUGUCCUCAGAGGCCAUCCCUUUCAUUAUGUGCUAAGAGAUUCUGCCAAAUGUAAAGCAAGCCCAAAUUUUCAUCCCACUGGCACUCAAGAAAGUUUUUUUAUUUUUUUCUAUAGGUUCACAUUUGCCCUUUUUUUGCAUAAGACUAUCCACUAACAUGUAUAACAUUUGUUUAAUUCACUUCUUAACCUUUAUCUGGAAUUUAUAUUCAACUGACAAAUGUUCAUAGAUGCCAGACUGGCUCAAUAUCAAUAAAGCUGGUAUGUCAUUUGUAAAACAGUAAUACUACAAUUAUUGGAUGAGUUCAGGAAACCAUUUUAGAAAUAAAAUAAUUUAGGUUAAACAGAAGUUAUAUAAGCAUAUGGUUACAUGUGCUUUUACUGACUACCAGACGUUAUUAAAUAAUGGAAAAUAUCUGACGUUUACAAUCUCUGUAAAUGAUCACUGAAAUUGCCUUUUCUUGAAUGUUUAUAAAAAUUAAGAAGAUCAAGCUGGGAUAAUUCAAAUCAGCUUAAAUCCUUUAUUUAAAUGGCUACAUUAUAAUUAUGUUUACUAAAGAGCUAAAAAGCAUUCCAUUCUAGCACAUUGUAAAGGCUAUAACUUAUUUUAGGUCUUGGCAAAAUUAGAAUGAUUCACGUUUUUCCUACCGACUGGGCGUAUUUGUCUCCUUUGCACUGCAGCUUCCUCCUCCUCCUUGUAUAACAUACAUUUACAUGUGUGAAUACAAACAAAUAUAAAAAUGUCCAUAUAUGAAUGAACACCCAAAGCAAGCAGGAUGGCUGUCUCUAGAGAAGCAAUAAGUGGGUUCCCCACAGUUGCUCAGGGUACAUGUGGACUGAUGUAGUUCCAGGACAAACCUAUUAUAAGCGCAAGUUAAUAACAGUAUCUUUAAGCAAAGAAACAGAUGGAAUCCACCUUUUGAUAAGCACUUUCUACAAUCCUCUCCUUGUUGGCUCCAUUGGACUGAGUCCACCCUUUCCAGGGUUCACCCAUCCAGAAGGAUUAAAUUUCCUGUUUUAUUGAAUCAGGAAGAACCAUGUGAUUUAAUCUGACAAAUGAAAUACAAGUGGAAAAAUGACAUGGGCUGUUGCUGAGCAGAAGCUUAAGAGAUAUUGCUUUAUUUUCUCAUCUCUCUUUUCCUUUGGUCAUGAAAUCAACAUGUCCCAGACUGGGGUUAUUCUUUCAGCAUGGUUGUUAGAAUAAAGGAUACCUGGGAUAGAGCUACAACAAACACAGAGUGGACAUUAAUUUCAGCAAAAGUAUAUCUUCGUUUUGGAUGCCCCUGAAAUUUCUAAACCAUUUAUAAAUGCAAUAUAACCAUCUAAGUCAGGAUUUCUCAAUCUUUGCACUAUUGGCAUUGUAAAAUGCAUAUUUCUUUUUUCUGUCGGGCUGUUUUGUCAUUGUAGGUUGUUUAGCAGCAUCAUUGGCCACUUCCCCUUAGAUGUCACCACCACACCUACGGUUGUGACAACGAAAAAUGUUUCCAGAUAUUGCCAAAUGUCCCUUGGGGGAAAAACCAUCCCGAGUUGAAAACCACUAAUCUCAGCAUGGUAGUUCUUAACAUGGAUUCCCAGAGCCAGCCAUAUCUGGAAAUAUGUUAGAAAUUCAAAGCCUCAGGACCCUCCCUGUCCAAAUGAAUGAGCAGUUAUAUGGCUGGGGCACAGCAAAGUGUGUUUUAAUAAGUCCUCCAAUUAGUUCUGAAUAUAUGAAGCUUGGGAACCACAGGUUUAAACUGAUUGGUAUAUAAGCAGUUUUAAAUAAGGAAAGGGCAUAAAUUCUGCUUUUAUUUACAUAUGAAUAAGGUCAACUCUUUUGAUAUAUAGAGCAUUAGAAUUCCAUUUUUUUGUAAAUCUGUAAGGCUUUCGGGUAUAUUAGCAUAUACGCUAGUGUAAUAUAUGUUAAAUAAAUUGAAAUUGCAUAAUUUGAACAAAUUUCACUAUGGUCUUAGAACUUGGAAAUUCACUGAGUUACAGUAACUCAAAAUGAAGGAGAAAAAUGUUCUGCUUAGGAAUUCCAAGGGAAGUGUCAUUUUGAUCUUCUAAAAAUACUUUACAAAAUUAUGUUUUUAGAAGUAUAACUGUCAGUUUUAAUGAUCUGAUACUUGUACCCUCAUUUUAUUUAAGCACAUUUUAUAUAAACACAAUUAGUUUUCAAAAAGUGUAGAAUUGAGAAUGAGUAUCAAUAAUUCACAGAUUUCUUUAUUGCAAAAUUUUGCCACAAAUAAUUGCUGUUCUUUUCAUCUAAUUUCCUUUGGCAUGUCUAAAAAAUGGAUCUAAGUCUGGUCUACCUUGAAAGGUGGGGCAUAAGGAAUAAUUAACUUUGCAAAGUGGUUAUUUGUGAAGUUAUAGGCAAUGCGUAUUACAAUGCUAAUGUAUAUAGUUAAGAGAUUGGGUAUUUCCCGUAGUUGAGAUUACCAAUAGGAGGUAGAAAAACAGAAUUAACUUAUCAUAUUCGCUCUGAAAAUGAUGAUGGUAAUAUUUCUGCAUAUUUCUCUACUUUCCCUCAUUUGAUAAAGAAAAAAAUCCCUAUUUUUCUAUUUGUGGGCAGUAAGUCUUCAAAGUCAAAUACUAAAAAGUUUAUACUUUUCUUCUUAACUAUAAAUGGUACUCGUGAUUUCUGCUGUACUAUAUAUUUGUUUUUAAAAGUUUCCUAAAAUCAGAAUUUUAUGGUGGUGGUCUAUAGUGACACAGUGACACAGUGCAGCAUAUUUUAAUAUUUAAAAAAAUUAAAAUAUUUAAAAAGUAAGAGCUGAUUAUGCUGUGAUAGGCUUAUGAAGUAGACUUGGAAAAAUGCAAUAUCAAAAGACACAAUGUGCAUGUUGUGUUAUCCGUGACAUUAUUAUGUUCCACGCACUUGACUAUAAACUUUCAAUUGUAUACUUCGAGUCAAAAUAUCAGGGGAAACCCCUUUUAGGUUAUCAUUUUUCUUUUCUUUUCAUGUUUUUGCAAAAGAUAGUAAGAAAUCUUGAUUUUUAUGUCACAUUAGAAUUUUACUAAAUAAAUUCAAAAUAAAAAGGCUUUGACUUUGUUCUUUAAAAGAUGAGGGGGAAGUCUUUCCCUUUAAAGCAUUAUCUCCUAGUGGGUGGAGAGUGUCAUGCUUCGUUUUUUAGGUCCUUUACACGCUUGAAUUUGAUUUGUGCUUUUACAGCACAAAUCCCAACAUUCAGAAAGGAGAUCUGCCUGCUUCAGCUGCCUGCAGCUACAGAGAAUUAGUCUGUCAUUCUCGGCAUCGGGGAGCGUGUGUUGUGUAUGUAAGUGUUUGUGUGUGUGUUCGUGUCUGAGAUUGGGUGGCUGAGAGUCAUUUAAAUGUGCAUGAGGUUAAUAGUGGAACAUCUCACACAGGCUUGGCUCUGAAACCUGUGGCAUUCUAGGCUGGACAGCCGUUCCCGUGCCUCUGUUUUAAUUUAGCAGGAUGUUUGCUGCCAUGGCAGCCAGCAGCAUCCACUGCAGCAGCAAGGAAGAGCCAUAGAUCUGAGAAUGCAGGUGGAAUACUAAAACGCAAGCGGCUCCUACAGGGCUGGGCUUUCGUGCUUAAUUCCUGCUCUUCCUGGGCUCCUAUGGGGAGGCUGUACUUGCUGCACUGUGUCAGCUCAUUAGAGUUAAAGGGUUACAGACCUAGGUCAAUUAAGGGCUGGUGAAAGGCAGGAGAAAAAAGAAAGCAAAAAGCAAGAGACCUCAGCUCCUGCUUCACCUUCUCGCGUUUCGGAACACAGAAGGAAUAGAGGGAAAUGUGGACCCAUCCUCCUGCUGAGACAUGUGAUUGGAUGAAGACGGGCAAACGUAGUUGGCUUCCUGGACUACUUUUCAUCUGGAGGAGAGUGUUUGGUGAACUCUUUUCUGCUUCAGCUAUAUUUGAGCAAAAUAUUUGCAAGUAUUGCUGAUUAGUAAAAUGAUGUGUCAAGCUAAAUUGUGGGCAAACCAUUAUAUAUACCACAUCUCCAGAAUCUUCUGUGAAUGUGUGAGCUUGAGCUUUUAUUGAAGUGCAUGUGGUAAUUAAAAUCAAACGGAUCCAUUACAAUCACAGUGUAAAAAGACAAUAUGAAGUGCAAUUGAAAGGAAGAAGCCCCUGGAAGAAACAUGCAGCGGCCUGCUGAACUCUCUGUGUUCCGGAGCAAAGAAGUAAGGGGAAAGGGAGCUAGCCUUCAGAAACAAAAGUCUCUCACCAAUCUUUCCCUCACCAGUGAUGGGGAGAGGAGACCCACGGUGCGCAUUUCCAACUGGUUUGGAAACGCUGCCAAGGCCAGCCAGAGAGAAGCCAACUAUGCCGAGAGGCGCUCACUGUCCAGGUUUCUCUCCAGGUCUGUGCAGUCCCUGUAUCACACCAGCGGCUCAGCCUGGAACCUCCUGCCUGCUGGGGGCAGCCAGUCAGACAGUGAAGACUUAGAGGAAUUGUCUGCAAGAAGAGGCUUAGAAGGUGAGAGUGAUGAAGAUAGUAGGUCUGAAGAUGAAAAUGUGUCCUCCAAGUUGAGCAGCAUCAGCAGAAGCUGGGCUGAAGAGGAGGGAGAAAACUGUUUGCGGGAAGGGACAGCUCAUCUGGAUGAGGAAGUGAUCCUUACCAUGCUGGGUGAUCUGGAACAGGCGCUUUACACUGACUUAUUAGGUGAAGACCCUGAAACAAGAAGAAUGAGAACAGUUAAAAACAUAGCAGAUUUGAGGCAGAAUUUAGAAGAGACUAUGUCCAGUCUUCGUGGGACUCAGAUAAGCCACAGCACCCUGGAGACAACAUUCGAUAGCACUGUGACAACAGAAGUGAAUGGAAGGACCAUACCCAACUUGACAAGUCGACCCACUCCCAUGACCUGGAGGUUGGGUCAGGCAUGUCCACGACUUCAGGCGGGAGAUGCUCCCUCCCUGGGAGGUGGCUAUCCUCGCAGUGGUACCAGUAGAUUCAUCCACACAGACCCCUCGAGAUUCAUGUAUACCACGCCUCUCCGUCGAGCUGCUGUUUCUCGGCUGGGAAACAUGUCACAGAUGGACAUGAGUGAGAAAGCAAGCAGCGACCUGGACAUGUCUUCUGAAGUCGAUGUGGGUGGAUAUAUGAGUGAUGGUGAUAUCCUUGGGAAAACUCUCAGGGCUGAUGACAUCAACAGUGGGUACCUGACAGAUGGAGGACUUAACCUGUACACUAGAAGUCUGAACCGAAUACCAGACACAGUAACUUCCCGAGAUGUCAUCCAAAGAGGCGUUCAUGAUGUGACAGUGGAUGCAGACAGCUGGGAUGACAGCAGUUCAGUGAGCAGUGGUCUCAGUGACACACUUGAUAACAUCAGCACUGAUGACCUGAACACCACAUCCUCUGUCAGCUCUUAUUCCAACAUCACUGUACCCUCCAGGAAGAACACUCAGCCGAAGACAGAUUCAGAGAAACGCUCCACAACAGAUGAGACCUGGGAUAGUCCUGAGGAACUGAAAAAAACAGAAGAAGAUUUUGACAGCCAUGGGGAUGCUGGUGGCAAGUGGAAGACUGUGUCCUCUGGACUUCCUGAAGACCCUGAGAAGGCAGGGCAGAAAGCUUCCCUGUCUGUUUCACAGACAGGUUCCUGGAGAAGAGGCAUGUCUGCCCAAGGAGGAGCACCAUCUAGGCAGAAAGCUGGAACAAGUGCGCUCAAAACUCCUGGGAAAACUGAUGAUGCCAAAGCUUCUGAGAAAGGAAAAACACCCCUGAAAGGAUCAUCUCUACAAAGGUCUCCUUCAGAUGCAGGAAAAAGCAGUGGAGAUGAAGGGAAAAAGCCCCCCUCAGGCAUUGGAAGAUCGACUGCCACGAGCUCCUUUGGCUUUAAGAAACCAAGUGGAGUAGGGUCCUCUGCCAUGAUCACUAGCAGUGGAGCAACCAUAACAAGUGGCUCUGCAACACUGGGCAAAAUUCCAAAAUCUGCUGCCAUUGGCGGGAAGUCAAAUGCAGGAAGAAAAACCAGUUUGGACGGUUCACAGAAUCAGGAUGAUGUUGUGCUGCAUGUCAGCUCAAAGACUACCCUGCAGUACCGCAGCUUGCCCCGCCCUUCAAAAUCCAGCACCAGUGGCAUUCCUGGCCGAGGUGGCCACAGAUCCAGUACUAGCAGUAUUGAUUCCAACGUCAGCAGCAAGUCUGCUGGGGCCACCACCUCAAAACUGAGAGAACCAACUAAAAUUGGGUCAGGGCGCUCAAGUCCUGUCACCGUCAACCAAACAGACAAGGAAAAGGAAAAAGUAGCAGUCUCAGAUUCAGAAAGUGUUUCUUUGUCAGGUUCCCCCAAAUCCAGCCCCACUUCUGCCAGCGCUUGUGGUGCACAAGGUCUCAGGCAGCCAGGAUCCAAGUAUCCAGAUAUUGCCUCACCCACAUUUCGAAGGUUGUUUGGUGCCAAGGCAGGUGGCAAAUCUGCCUCUGCACCUAAUACUGAGGGUGUGAAAUCUUCCUCAGUAAUGCCCAGCCCUAGUACCACAUUAGCGCGACAAGGCAGUCUGGAGUCACCGUCGUCCGGUACGGGCAGCAUGGGCAGUGCUGGUGGGCUAAGCGGCAGCAGCAGCCCUCUCUUCAAUAAACCCUCAGACUUAACUACAGAUGUUAUAAGCUUAAGUCACUCGUUGGCCUCCAGCCCAGCAUCGGUUCACUCUUUCACAUCAGGUGGUCUCGUGUGGGCUGCCAAUAUGAGCAGUUCCUCUGCAGGCAGCAAGGACACUCCAAGCUACCAAUCCAUGACUAGCCUCCACACGAGCUCUGAGUCCAUUGACCUCCCCCUCAGCCAUCAUGGCUCCCUGUCUGGACUGACCACAGGCACUCAUGAGGUCCAGAGCCUGCUCAUGAGAACGGGUAGUGUGAGAUCUACUCUUUCAGAAAGCAUGCAGCUUGACAGAAAUACACUACCCAAAAAGGGACUAAGAUACACCCCAUCAUCUCGGCAGGCCAACCAAGAAGAGGGCAAAGAGUGGCUGCGUUCUCAUUCUACUGGAGGGCUUCAGGACACUGGCAACCAGUCACCUCUGGUCUCCCCUUCUGCUAUGUCGUCUUCUGCAGCUGGAAAAUACCACUUUUCUAACUUGGUGAGCCCAACAAAUUUGUCUCAGUUUAACCUUCCUGGGCCCAGCAUGAUGCGCUCAAACAGCAUCCCAGCCCAAGACUCUUCCUUUGAUCUCUAUGAUGACUCCCAGCUUUGUGGGAGUGCCACUUCCUUGGAGGAAAGGCCUCGUGCCAUCAGUCAUUCAGGCUCAUUCAGAGACAGCAUGGAAGAAGUUCAUGGCUCUUCAUUAUCACUGGUGUCCAGCACUUCUUCUCUUUACUCUACAGCUGAAGAAAAGGCUCAUUCAGAGCAAAUUCAUAAGCUGCGGAGAGAACUGGUUGCAUCACAAGAAAAAGUUGCUACGCUCACAUCUCAGCUUUCAGCAAAUGCUCACCUUGUAGCAGCUUUUGAAAAGAGUUUAGGGAAUAUGACUGGCCGAUUGCAAAGUCUAACCAUGACAGCGGAACAAAAGGAGUCUGAACUUAUAGAACUAAGAGAAACCAUUGAAAUGCUGAAGGCUCAGAAUUCUGCUGCCCAGGCGGCUAUUCAGGGAGCGCUGAAUGGUCCAGACCACCCUCCCAAAGAUCUCCGCAUCAGAAGACAGCAUUCUUCUGAAAGUGUUUCUAGUAUCAACAGUGCCACAAGCCAUUCCAGUAUCGGCAGUGGUAAUGAUGCCGACUCCAAGAAAAAGAAAAAGAAAAACUGGGUGAACUCUAGAGGAAGUGAGCUGAGAAGUUCUUUCAAACAAGCCUUUGGGAAGAAAAAGUCCACCAAGCCUCCUUCAUCACAUUCCGACAUUGAAGAGCUUACUGAUUCAUCCCUUCCAGCAUCCCCCAAAUUGCCCCAUAAUGCUGGUGACUGUGGCUCAGCAUCCAUGAAGCCCUCACAAUCUGCCUCAGCGAUCUGUGAAUGCACAGAAGCUGAGGCAGAGAUAAUUCUGCAGCUGAAGAGUGAGCUCAGAGAAAAGGAAUUAAAAUUAACGGAUAUUCGGCUGGAGGCUCUCAGCUCUGCUCAUCAUCUUGAUCAGAUCCGGGAAGCCAUGAACCGGAUGCAGAAUGAAAUUGAAAUACUGAAGGCUGAAAAUGACCGGUUGAAGGCAGAAACUGGCAACACAGCUAAGCCUGCUCGGCCACCAUCAGAAUCCUCAAGCAGCACCUCCUCUUCAUCUUCCAGGCAGUCGUUAGGACUCUCUCUAAACAAUUUGAACAUCACAGAGACUGUUACCUCAGAUAUUUUGCUAGAUGAUGCUGGUGAUGCAACUGGACAUAAAGAUGGCCGCAGUGUGAAAAUUAUAGUCUCCAUAAGCAAGGGCUACGGUCGAGCAAAGGAUCAAAAGUCUCAGGCAUAUUUGAUAGGAUCCAUUGGUGUUAGUGGAAAAACCAAGUGGGAUGUCUUAGAUGGUGUAAUAAGACGUCUCUUUAAGGAAUAUGUAUUCAGAAUUGAUACAUCCACUAGCCUUGGUCUGAGCUCUGACUGCAUUGCUAGCUACUGUAUAGGAGACUUAAUUAGAUCCCAUAACCUAGAAGUGCCUGAACUGCUGCCUUGUGGAUACCUUGUUGGAGAUAAUAAUAUCAUCACUGUGAACCUCAAAGGGGUAGAAGAAAACAGUUUGGACAGUUUUGUUUUUGAUACGCUGAUUCCUAAACCAAUUACCCAAAGGUACUUUAACUUGUUGAUGGAGCAUCACAGAAUUAUACUCUCAGGACCAAGUGGUACUGGAAAGACCUAUUUAGCAAAUAAACUUGCUGAGUAUGUAAUAACCAAAUCUGGGAGGAAAAAAACAGAGGAUGCGAUUGCCACUUUUAAUGUGGACCACAAGUCAAGUAAGGAAUUGCAACAAUAUCUAGCCAACCUGGCUGAACAGUGUAGUGCUGAUAACAAUGGAGUAGAGCUCCCAGUUGUAAUAAUUCUUGAUAAUCUUCAUCAUGUGGGUUCUUUGAGUGAUAUCUUCAAUGGUUUCCUCAAUUGUAAAUACAACAAAUGUCCGUAUAUUAUUGGAACAAUGAAUCAGGGAGUUUCUUCAUCACCAAAUCUAGAGCUGCAUCACAAUUUCAGGUGGGUAUUAUGUGCAAAUCAUACAGAACCGGUGAAAGGCUUUUUAGGCAGAUAUCUUCGAAGAAAACUGAUAGAGAUAGAAAUUGAAAGGAACAUACGCAAUAAUGACCUAGUCAAAAUUAUAGAUUGGAUUCCUAAGACAUGGCAUCAUCUCAACAGUUUUUUGGAAACACACAGUUCUUCUGAUGUUACCAUUGGUCCCCGGCUUUUCCUUCCUUGCCCCAUGGAUGUAGAAGGUUCUAGAGUGUGGUUCAUGGAUCUCUGGAACUAUUCUUUAGUACCUUAUAUUCUGGAGGCAGUGAGAGAAGGUCUUCAGAUGUAUGGGAAACGCACACCGUGGGAAGAUCCUUCAAAGUGGGUGCUUGACACAUACCCAUGGAGCUCAGCAUCUCUGCCUCAGGAGAGCCCAGCCUUACUUCCGCUGCGACCAGAAGAUGUUGGAUAUGAAAGCUGCACAUCCACUAAGGAAGCCACAACCUCAAAGCACAUUCCACAAACUGACACAGAAGGAGAUCCCCUGAUGAAUAUGCUAAUGAAACUUCAAGAAGCAGCCAAUUACUCGAGCACACAAAGCUGCGACAGCGAAAGCACCAGCCACCAUGAAGACAUUUUGGAUUCAUCUCUUGAAUCUACCCUCUAGAGGAUGAAAAAAGUUAGGGGAAAAGACUGCUUUUAAAAAAAAUGUUUAAAAAGAAAGGUAUUUUCACUAAACCACUGCCAGUAUAAAAGCACCCUAUCAAGGGCCCUGACCCAGAGUCGUGGUCUCCAAGGAGGCAGCAGAACUAAGUCUGAACCACCGAGAUGCUAAAUUGCAAUGGAAGCUUAACUUUAAUUUCUAAGCAUUUUUUUAUAUCUGUGGAGUAGUAGAAGGCUCCAUUACUCAACUGGAAAGGACCCUGAUGACAGGGCAACUGAAUAGAUUGCACAUGGGAUAGCCAAACUGGACUUUCUUUGUUUCCUCUUUAAAAGUUUACAAUGCAGACCAUUUUUUUUGUCCUUUCCUUUUGUUUCCUCUGAGGGGCUGUUCUUCCCCAGGCAGGGUCUAUCCUUCUGAUCCGUCCAACCUCCUUUGUGCCACACGGUGCUGGUCCCAGUGCUUCAGUAGUGUUUGUGUUGUGCGCUCACCCCAUUCCAGAACAAAUCCAAGAGGCCAGUCCUCCAUAAGCACAAAUGGAAUUGUGCAACCACCAGAAAAACACUACUAUGGCAAACUGGAAAAGUGCCAAUUUAAUUCUAACUGCCAUGUUCUCAUGAUGUGCUCCACCAACUUUUUAGUACAUGAGUCACCGGUUUUAUAAGGUUGUUUUUACCACAGUGGUCUUUUUAAACCACCUGCCCACUCCCUUAACAAGAGUUUUAUACCAAUUAUUAGUCAACACUGACAAAAGGCUUUUUUAGGGCUUUAUUUGUUUGAGCCUUUUCAGUGAAAGAAGGAACAUUUCCUAUGGUGCUGUCUCACUGCCUUAAAACAGAUUUCUACAACAGUUUAACAGUUGGUUUAAAUCCUAAACCAUUGGUAAUUUCCACUGUCUUUUCAUUUACAAUCAAGCAACACCAGUUAACACAGUAGCCUCAUCUCUAUAUAUCUUUCUCUCUUUUUUUUUUUUUUUGAAGAAAUGGAUAGGAGAAAGAUCAGUAUUUUUAACCUUGUGAAUAGAUUGUGUUGCCUAUCCUCCAAAAUAUUAAAAUAACCCAGAAACGCUCUUUGACCGUCACUUAAAAGCUAAGACAUGGUGAAAUUCCAUCCAGUUCUAAGUGAAAGAAUUUCAGAAGGCAAGAGAUUUUGAAUUAUCAUCCAGCAGGGCUGGAAGCACUAGAUGCAGCAUGAGCACAACUAUUCGGCUUUCCUUCCCUAUUUUUUUUAAUUAGUUUUGACGCAUGUUGUUUUGAUUGCUAUUGUUGUACAUGAGAAAUUCAGCAUUAAAGAACACUGAAGCAGUAAAGUCACUGUGGAAGAGGAAGCGUUUAUACUGUAAAAGAAGGUUAGAUUUGCACAGUCUACUGGGUAGGUAUUGUAAAUAAUAAUUUUUAAAACUUGCACAAAUCGAAACAAACACAAACAAAAGUGUAUUUUAUCCUGUUGGUGUUAAGAGGUGUUUCACUUGCUGAGAUUUCCUGUACAUUGCAAACAAAUACAGAAUGCAAACCCUCAAAGCUGUUAUUAUCUGGUGUGUUUGUCCUGUAUUUACGAUUGUUAUGACUAUGCAGGAGCUAUCAGUGCUAGAGUGAGCAUGCUUCAAAACUGUACAUGAAGCCAAUAUAUUUUUGGAUAAGUAAAACUGUCUGAAAGUACAUCUGUCAUGGCAGGCUUUAAAGAGAGUGCAUGAAAACCGAUCAGUCAUUGGAGAAGUUACCACCAUACACAAAGGACAGGUUUUAAGUUUACGAAACCCAAGGGCUAGGCCAUGGUAUAGACUUGUUCUAUGAGUGUGUGAAAAUGUGUUGCUUUUAGGACGUGUAAUUGGUGCUACUCUCUGUGACCACCAAUGGGUCAGUUGCUUAGAACAACACCACCACCACAAAACAUCUGUGCAGUUUUCAGAGUGUCACUAAGUCUACAGGUCCUUUCUCGGUGCUAUUGCCCUAAGGGAAAUCCGAACUGGAUUUAUGCACAUAGAAUUGUUACCCUGACUUUGAAGCCUCAAACAUGGAUCAAAUCUGUUGUGAAACAUCAGUAUAUGUAGCUGGAUGAGUGACUAGUUGCCCUUGUAUAAUAUGUGAUCAAAGAAAAUUGCUAAUCUUUCCCUGCCAUUUUGAGAAACACAGUCCAGACAUGAGCAUAAACAGAAUUUCCUGCAAUACAUCCCAGUAGGUCCACCUAGUUUACAACUUAAACUAGUUUGUGAAACAUUUGUCUGUAUACAUUUUAUAUUUUGUACAUUUUGAUGUAACAUAUCAUGUAAAUAGGCAGAAACAGUGAAAUAAAUCAUCUGAAAAGUUUUGUAGUCUUUGUAAAGCCCCAACAAUAAGUACUUGGUGUCAAUGGACUUAACUGGAUGAUGUAUUUUCUAUUGGUUUAUUGUUCCUCUAGCUUGUAAACCAGCUUGCAUAUAUUUUUUUGCAAAUGUGCACCCUGUAUCCGUCUAAAUUAUUACUUUGCCAUUAAAGUGGAAUUAUUUAUUGACAA